AUGGCUGACAAUCGAACUCUAAGGGAACUCACAAGCUCCCAACUUGAACCAACAACCGUUGUGCAUUGCAUACCAGCAGUUGGAGGAAGUACUAAUGUUGAGAUCAAAAUCCGGUCUAAUUCAUCUAUUGCCGCAAGUGGUGGAGGGCUAGUGAAUAAGACUCCAGGAGAUGCAACUAGGUUGAUUGCAGAGCUAGCAGAAAAUUCUAGGCAAUUCAGUCAGAGAACUCCCACGCGCCGGGUGAAUUUAGCAAAUUCGAAUACAACUGAGUUAGAGAGUCAAGAAUCCACAGCAACUGAAUGCUUGUGGUUUAUGCACCUCCAUGGACAUCCCACUGAUGCAUGUCCUCAAUUACAAGAGGAGCAGAAUGAGCAGGCCAACGCCUUAGGUUUUCAAGGGCAAGGUCCGCAGAGAAGAUAUGAUCCCUUUUCAAAUAACCUACAACCCAGGAUGGAGAGAUCAUCCAAAUUUGAGAUAUGGGAAUUCCAAGGAAACCAACAACAUCAGCAUGCUCAAGGUCAACAACAGUUUCAGCAAUAUAGGGCACCGUUCCUAACACCUCAAGGCCAAAGCUCUAAUUCAGGUAAUAUGUCAACUGAAGAAAUGAUUAGAUCACUAACUUCUAAUGUUUCUACCAUGCAGCAGAAUAUGAUGCAGUUUCAACAAGAAACCAGAUCAAGUAUUCAAAACCUGGAGAAUCAAGUCAGUCAAAUCUCAAGUGCAGUAAGCCGACUUGAAGCUAAGGACUCUGGAAAGCUUCCAUCCCAAACGGAGCUGAACCCUAAGCAACAAGUUAAUGCAAUAACAUUGAGAAGUGGCAAAAAGUUGCAAGAAACUGUAGUUGCACCUAAGAAGGCUAAAGACUUGAUUGGAGUUGAGGAGGAGGAAGUAGAACAAGAAACUAAGGCGAAUCCGCCAACCUUUACCUCUUAUGAGCCUGUGCCACCUUUCCCAGAAGCCUUGCAAGAUACUCGAAGGUAUGAGAAAGACAAGGAUAUUUAUGAGACUUUCAGCAAAUGUGGGUAA
Messenger RNA from Chenopodium quinoa (quinoa), 1026 nucleotides. RefSeq lists its product as uncharacterized. Lineage: Eukaryota; Viridiplantae; Streptophyta; Magnoliopsida; Caryophyllales; Amaranthaceae. The record is from RefSeq and is a predicted model, not a curated record. The transcript has 3 exons. Bases 1 to 1026 code for a protein of 341 amino acids.